This is a messenger RNA of Drepanopeziza brunnea f. sp. 'multigermtubi' MB_m1, 843 nucleotides long. RefSeq lists its product as uncharacterized. Lineage: Eukaryota; Fungi; Ascomycota; Leotiomycetes; Helotiales; Drepanopezizaceae. The record is from RefSeq and is a predicted model, not a curated record.
AUGUCACAGCUGGACAUGAGACAACGGCCUAUGCCGGAGCGCACACGACAAGAGGCCCCCAAGAUCUUUAGAGCAUUGCCGGCCCCGAUUGUCAGAGCAUCGCCGGCCACGAAUCCGAGCCAAUUCGUGAUCCAGCAGCCUACAGGACCGGUGGUGGCACCGCCCGGACUACUGUACAUCGUCGGCUCUCACCACCAAGUGGGCGUACCCACGGAACGCUUCGCCGUCGACAUGGAGCUCGCCCACGCCCACUCCCCCGUGCUGAAGCGAUGGACCGGCCAGAUAAACCCCCACGGGCCCUACCUGAACUCCUGGACGGUUUGGAACGCCGAGGAUAUCACGGUGCGGCUGCUGGUGCGCUUCUUCUACACCGGCGCGGUCGAGUGGUGCGACGACGUCCCGCUCAUGCACGCAACCUUCUCCCGGCCGCUCGCCGACCGCUUCGACCACUGGAUCCGCCUCUGGGUCGUCGCCGACGAGCUGAGGUGUCGCCGCUUGCAAUCGCACCUCAUAUUCCGCAUCACGGAGGAAAUCAAGCUGCAGGAGGCGAAGAUGGAGCAGUGGGGCCGGGAGAUGAACCCCAAGGAGCGCGAUUCGUGGACCGUUAUGGGCAUGAUUCUGACGAGGGCGGCGGUUUGCGCGAGCUGGCUGAUUCGGACGGCGCUGGGGGUCGAGCUGGAGCCGUUUCCCCUCUACCCGUGGGCAGCGUACAGAGAUAUGGAUAAGCUCGACAAGUUUGAGCGGCUGGAAUUUCUGGCAAUGUAUCUCGGUAUGGUCUGCCGGGAUGAAUCUCAGCUUGGAAUCAUGGAGCAUCCAGAGAUGAGGAAGUUCAUGGUCUAUUAG